Molecule: messenger RNA, 2440 nt
Organism: Hyaloscypha bicolor E
Lineage: Eukaryota; Fungi; Ascomycota; Leotiomycetes; Helotiales; Hyaloscyphaceae
Product: subtilisin-like protein
Exons: 7
Coding region: 241-2274 (677 amino acids)
Biological process (GO): proteolysis
Molecular function (GO): tripeptidyl-peptidase activity; serine-type endopeptidase activity
Source: RefSeq, a predicted model, not a curated record
GGACGGAUCAGCCGGUCUCCUUAGGGGAAGGUCAAAUUCGGGCUUACAGGUAUCGAUGUAUUCCGAGGUUCUCACCUUCUGGAAUAGGCUUGGCAUCAGAAACUAUAAAGCGUGCAGAUCACGAAAUCCAGAAAUUACACAGCAUGUGCGCGAUUUGAUGAUCAACACGGAAGUACAAAUAGCUGGGUUUCUUUUCCGGAUUAUUUUCUGCUCCCUGUUCAAUCAUUUUUGUAUUCCAAUAUGACGGGGUUGAAAAGCUUCGUAGCCCUGCUCCUUGCCGGAACCGCGAUAGUCAACGCCGUAGCAAUCCCCCCACCGCAUCACGAAGUUCACGAGAAACGCCAUGCAUUGCACCCCAGAUGGACUAAAAGAGAUCGUGUCGAGCCUCAUAAGUUGUUUCAAAUGCGUGUUGGGUUGAAGCAGUCGAAUCUGGAGAAUGGUUACCAGCAUCUUCUACAGGUUUCCGAUCCAUCGUCUCCACAUUUUGCGAAACAUUGGACAGCUGAAGAAGUGGUUGAAGCUUUUCGCCCCUCCAAGGAGACAGAAGAUCAGGUCCGAAAUUGGCUCAUCGACAGCGGGAUCCCCGAGCAAAGAAUCACCCACACCGAAAACAAAGCAUGGUUCGCUUUUUUGGCAACAGCUGCAGAAGCUGAAAAGCUUCUCUACACCCACUUUCAUGAAUAUGAAGAUUCAGAAACAGGUGGAGUGAUACCUGCUUGUGACCAAUAUCACGUGCCAAAGCAUAUUCGGCAGCACAUAGAUUACAUAUCUCCUGGAAUCAAACUCAUGGCUCCAGUCGAGUCUCAUCGAGAGAAGCGAGUCGCUGCUAUGGGUGAAUACGGAAUCAAGUCUCGAAGCGUCCACAUCCAACAGCACAAAAGUGUACCAAGUACGGACCCGAAUGAUCUCAGUACAUGCGACCAACUAGUUACUCCGGCCUGUGUCGCAGCACUAUACAAGAUUCCUCCCGGAACGAGCAAGAUUCGAGGAAACUCACUGGGAAUCUUCGAAUCCGAACUGCAGUUUUACACACAAAAGGAUUUAGAUUCCUUCUUCACGACUUAUAGAAAGGACAUCGAGAACGGCACCCACCCAAUUGGAGCGAACAUUGAUGGAGGAAUGCAAUCAACGAAAGACCUUUUCCAAGCUGGCCCAGAAGUCGCUCUCGAUCUUCAACUCGCGUAUCCCAUUGUUUAUCCUCAGGAGAUUACACUUUACGAUGUGGAUGAUUUCAUUGUCCAAGCGAAUCAAUUGGACACUUACACCUUUGGUUUCAACACUUUCUUAGAUGCUCUUGAUGGUUCAUACUGCAACUUUUCAGCCUAUGGCGAGACCGGUAAUGACCCCAACCUGGAUCAACAAUACCCAGACCCUAGUAUCGGAGGCUGGCACGGGCAACUCAUGUGUGGAGUCUACAAACCGACUAACGUAAUUUCCCUCUCCUACGGCGGACAAGAAGCAGAUAUCCCAGUUUCGUAUCAGAAGCGUCAAUGCCUCGAGUACAUGAAGUUGGGUCUUCAAGGUGUCUCGUUCCUUUACGCCUCAGGCGAUUCCGGAGUCUCGAACUAUCCCACAAGUUUUGGCGGCACCGACGGCCCAACCGGCUGUCUCGGCCCUAAAGGAAACAUCUUCAACCCCACCUGGCCCGGCACCUGCCCCUUCGUCACCAGCGUCGGCGCCACCAAAGUCUACCCAGGAUACACAGUCAAUGACCCUGAGUCCGCCGUUCUCGACCCAGCAUUCCCUCCUUACUCCUCUGGGGGCGGAUUUAGCAAUAUCUACCCCAUCCCUGAUUACCAGGCAAAAGCUGUAGCCACGUAUUUCGACAAACAUAGCCCGCCGUACCCGUAUUAUAGUGCGCUGUCCCCGGAUUCGAGUGAGGCACCGGACAUUACAGCAAUUGUGGGGAAUAGUAGCGGCAUUUAUAACAGGAUUGGGAGGGGGAUUCCGGAUGUGAGUGCGAAUGGGGAUAAUGAUGCUGUCUACGCCGGAGGGAACGCGAAUUCCUUUGGUGGCACUUCUGCUAGCACACCAAUUUUUUCGGCUGUUAUUACAAGGCUGAAUGAAGCAAGACUGGGUGUGGGCAAGAAGCCAAUUGGGUUCUUGAAUCCGUCGCUGUAUGCUAACCCCUCUAUGUUGAAUGAUAUUACGAAUGGGACUAAUGUUGGCUGCAACACAACCGGUUUCGCUGCUGUUCCCGGAUGGGAUCCGGUCACAGGACUUGGAACGCCAAAUUACCCAAAGAUGCUCGCAUACUACCUCAGCUUGCCAUAAAGGGCUAGAAGUUGUCUUCAGUGGACAAUGUGCGAAAAUAUAAUUCGGAGCAGAUGUGAAGGAUUGGUUUCCGGUCAUUGUAAUCACCUGGUAAAGCAAGAGAAAAGGCUGUAAUCGUAGAUCAAGAACAAUCAAAAUUGAUGCCAGCCAAUGUGGCCGUUGAAGA